Molecule: messenger RNA, 1527 nt
Organism: Dendroctonus ponderosae (mountain pine beetle)
Lineage: Eukaryota; Metazoa; Arthropoda; Insecta; Coleoptera; Curculionidae
Product: protein amalgam
Exons: 7
Coding region: 646-1527 (293 amino acids)
Biological process (GO): synapse organization
Cellular component (GO): neuron projection membrane
Source: RefSeq, a predicted model, not a curated record
UCGUCGUCGGUUGAUUGCGGUGGUGUUGGCGCGGAGGCACGAACUUUAUUUUAUUUUGUACCCGAUUUUGUCUCGUAUGGAAGCAAUUUCCAGGGAGUUGUUGCCUGAAGUUUUUCAGCUUCCCGAAUUAUAAAGCUUCACUGUUCUUAAGCGUACCGCUUAUGAGUUUCACAAUACCGUGCUAAGGAUAAUUGUUUUUGUGGCUAUAAGAAACAUUACCUUUCUGCUUCGUGAUAUGAAUUUUUGAUGAAGUGUGGAUCACCCUCAAACAAAAUGACCAUCCAAAGUGGAGGAAUUUUCAUCUGGAAAUGAGAAUUUGGGAAUUCGCAUUCCUAAUCGGGUAUUAUGCAUCAAUGGCUGCAAACCGUGAAAAAACUCGAAAUAAUCGUUAAACAACCCUAUCACUGUAGCAAUGUGUUUCGGCUGUUGUGACUGCUGGCUAUGUGCGCUAUGUGGCGGGAAUUUUUCGGAAAUUCAUUAUUUUCGCCAAUUGUUUGUUCAACAAUACUGAAACUACGUGAGUAAAUAAUCCGGAUGUGCUGAAUGUUUAAUAUCCACGAUGUUACAAUUGAGAGCGGCCUUUUCGCAAAGCUGCAAAACUUGAAUCAGUUUUAGUGAACCAAAUAGUUUGUAGAGUGUUAAAUCAUGGGGAAAUGUGCGAAUAUACUAGUUCGUUUAAUUGUUUGGGCUUGCUUCCUGACAGGAUGUACAUUUGGAAGCGACCUGGAAAAUUCAAAAGAUUUAUAUUUGUACCACACGCACCAAAGAGGCCCUAGAAGUUAUGUGAGCAAAGACUAUUCCUCGAAUGGCCUGCUUAAAGGUGUGGAGUCUGGCAAAGUGUUUUUAACGCCGAAUUCAACGACAAUUGUGGCUCAAAUUGGUGGCACUGCUAAAUUGCCUUGUGUAGUGAGAAAGUUCAACAACGGAGUGGUCUCUUGGAUCCGGAAAAACGAUUUGCCCCCCACGAUUCUGACAGUGGGGCUUGGCACUUACAUUGCCGACGAUCGCUUUUUGGUGGAACACGUGCGCCACUUGCAGAACUGGGGCCUGGUUAUUAAACAUGUCCAAAUAUCUGAUGCUGGAACUUACGAGUGUCAAGUGUCCUUGCAUCCCACAACCAGUAUAUUUAUUGACCUGAAAGUUAUAGAAGCCAUAGCGGAAAUCUCUGGAGCUCCCGACCUCCACAUCCGAGCUGGAUCCCGGCUUCGCAUAGUGUGCAGGCUGCGUCACAGCACAGAACCGCCUGCAUACGUCUUUUGGUAUCAUGAUCAUCGGAUGAUUAAUCACGAUCCAGGAGUACGAGUUACUAUCGAUAGAUCAACAAGCAUCCUACGAAUAGAAGACGUUGAUCCAAGUUUUAGUGGAAAUUACACUUGCUAUCCAGCAAAUGCCAUUCCAUCUUAUGUAAACGUGCAUGUUCUGAAUGCUACCGAUGAUCAAGAUCAUCAUGAAACUAUUCGAGUACUGAAACCUGGAAAUAAGGGAUUCUGGAAUAAUUUAUUUCCUGGAUAUAGUCAAUUUUGGUAA